Molecule: messenger RNA, 1645 nt
Organism: Phalaenopsis equestris
Lineage: Eukaryota; Viridiplantae; Streptophyta; Magnoliopsida; Asparagales; Orchidaceae
Product: mevalonate kinase
Exons: 6
Coding region: 313-1464 (383 amino acids)
Biological process (GO): isoprenoid biosynthetic process
Cellular component (GO): cytoplasm
Molecular function (GO): ATP binding; mevalonate kinase activity
Source: RefSeq, a predicted model, not a curated record
AAAAACCCUCGUCUUCCUCCCCAAAAAUUCCCGGCCUUCAAAAUCCUCGACAGGAAGGGAGCGAAGCGCGCGAUUCGCGGCGCUGUGAGCUCGCGGGAGGAAGCAUGGCGCUUCACCAGCGGCGUGUGGAGGAGAUGAGAGACCUCAUGCGAGACUUGCGGAUUUAACUUCAUCUAUAUCUCCAACCACCGGAUUUAAGAUUCUUUCAGCACCUAGGGUUUUAAUCCUGAAAGCAAUCCAAUCGAGUUCGGUUCAAAUAAGACAGGUGAAGAGAUAUCAGGCUGUCGGCAUAUUUUUCUCCGAGAGGCAAAAAUGGAGGUAAGAAGUCGUGCUCCGGGGAAGAUUAUCCUCGCCGGGGAACAUGCCGUCGUUCAUGGAUCUACCGCCAUUGCUGCGGCUAUUGAUCUAUAUACCCACGUGCUAUUCCGGCUGCCGCCGCCUUCAGAGAACCAAGUAUCAGUUGAGCUUGAGCUCAAAGAUAUGGGUCUAGUGUUUUCUUGGCCCUCUCAAAGAUUAGAAGAAGCAUUUAGCACAAUAGACACCCUUCCUCCGAUCCUACAACCAUGUUCCGAAGAUCGUUUGGAGCUUAUUUUGAGUCUAGUAAAGGAGAAGAGCAUCCCCGAAGAUAAGCUUUGGCUCUCUUCAGGAAUUUGUGCUUUUCUUUAUCUAUACACCUCAAUUCAUGGGUACAAGCCUGCAACAGUGGCUAUUACUUCUGAGCUUCCUUUAGGUUCUGGUUUGGGAUCAUCGGCCUCAUUCUGCGUUGCACUAGCAUCAGCUUUUCUUUCGCUCACCACUGCAGUUUCGGUCAAUGGGGAGAGAAGUGGUUGGUUAACUUUAUCGGCCAGUAAUCUAGAUCUGGUGAACAAAUGGGCAUUUGAAGGUGAGAAGAUUUUACAUGGGAAGCCAUCUGGCAUCGACAACACCGUAAGCACACUCGGAAGCUUAAUCAUGUUUAAAUCGGGCGAGUUAACUCAACUGCAAUCUACCACGCCUCUGAGGAUGCUUAUUACCAACACAAAGGUUACGAGAAACACCAAAGCGUUGGUUGCGGGCGUUGCGGAAAAAGCUUCUCGGCAUCCUGGCGUCAUACAUGCUAUUUUUACAGCUAUUGAUUUUAUAAGCAAAGAAUUAGCAACUAUAAUCGAAACACCAGCGAUUGGUGACAUCUCUAUCAGAGCAAGGGAGAAGCUAAUAGAAGAACUCAUGGAGAUGAAUCAAGGUUUACUUCAAAUCAUAAAAGUGAGCCAUGAUUCCAUCGAAAAGGUGCUGCAAACGACAGCAAAGUAUAAGCUGGCUUCGAAAUUGACCGGUGCUGGUGGCGGAGGUUGUGUCUUGACUUUGUUGCCAACAUCAAUAUCCAACACAGUUGUAGAGAAGGUUGUUGCAGAGCUUGAAGCACUGGGAUUCCAAUGCCUGAAGGCUGAAGUUGGCGGAAAUGGCGUACAAGUCUGCUUUGGUUGAGCUGAUUAUGGGCAGCCAUUAGAACACUAAUUCUCCUUUAUUGCAAAUGAGGAGAUUAUAUGAAAACAUUUAGUUGAUUCCAUGUAAUUUUCUUUUUUAUUCAUAAAUUCUUUUCUUUUGCACUUUUUAUUUCCUUUUUUUGGGGUGCUGCAAUAAUGCUUAAAUUGCUGAUUUUUAAAUA